Messenger RNA from Fusarium sp. VM40, 1644 nucleotides. Lineage: Eukaryota; Fungi; Ascomycota; Sordariomycetes; Hypocreales; Nectriaceae. The record is from the annotation of a GenBank genome assembly.
AUGGGCCUGCCUUGGGAAACCAUCACGGCCACUGCUGCUAUAAGUACUCUGUCAAUCGCCUGGGCUCAGGACAGUUGGUCCAGAGGCCAAGUCUUGGGACACUUUUCGCUGCUUUGGUUUGCGAGUCUCUCGAUUUGGGGCGUUUGGGCAGGAUGGAUUUACCCGUUACUUGUGUCGCCGCUGCGACAUCUUCCUGGACCUUCAGGCAAUCAUUGGUUGAUGGGACAGUCUAAGAAGAUUAUGGCCGAGCCUUCAGGUGUACCAAUGCGAGAAUGGGCCGCUGAGAUUCCUCAUGAUGGCCUCCUUUGCUACCGAGGUUUCUUUAAUCAAGAGAGAGUCAUGGUGUGCUCGCCCAAGGCAUUAGCUGAGGUACUUGUCACCAACAGCUACGCUUUCCCAAAGCCCAGCCACUUUCGCUGGUCUAUCGGUCGCAUCCUUGGAGUUGGCGUUUUGCUUGCUGAAGGCGAUGAGCACAAGAUGCAGCGUCGUAGUUUAACACCUGCGUUUGCUUUUCGCCACAUCAAGAAUCUGUAUCCAGUCUUUUGGCGCAAGUCUAGAGAGGUGACACAGAAGAUGAUGGCAGAGCUUGGGCAAGACGACCAGGCCAAGGUGGAGAUAUCUAGUUGGGCAUCACGAGCUACGCUUGAUAUCAUUGGCCUUGCUGGUAUGGGAAGAGACUUUGGCGCUGUCCAGAACCCGGACAACAAGCUCGCUCAGACGUACAAGCAGAUCUUUAAACCGUCUCGCCAAGCUCAGUUCCUGGCUUUUGUUGGCAUGAUUAUCCCGAUGCAGUUCAUUACCAAGCUACCGUUCCGUCGAAACGAGGACAUUGCCAAGGCAGCCAGCGAAAUUCGAGCAGUCUGCAAUGACCUUAUUCAGGAGAAGAAGGCAAAGAUUGCUAACAAGGAGCAAGCCGACGUUGACAUCCUGUCUGUGGCUCUUGAGAGCGGUGGCUUCACCGAUGAGAAUCUAGUUGACCAGCUUAUGACGUUCCUCGCUGCUGGACACGAGACGACGGCGUCGGCUAUGACUUGGGCCAUCUACAUGCUCUCACGCUACCCCGAUAUGCAAAGCAGACUUCGAGAAGAGGUGCGCGAGCGUUUGCCAUCCGUGGACUCAGAUGUCGAUAUCACCAGUCUCGACAUAGACCGCAUGCCUUACCUCAACGCCGUGUGCAGCGAGGUCCUACGUUAUUACGCUCCCGUACCGUUGACCAUGCGCGAUGCCGCCUACGACACUACCAUUCUCGGCCAGCCAAUCCCCCGCGGCACACGCAUCGUCAUUGUACCAUGGGCCACGCAUUUCGACGAAACUCUCUGGGGCCCCGACGCAGGCCAGUUCAACCCAGAGCGGUGGCUCCCCUCUGGUGGAGAGAGCGGCACGGCCGAUCGCAAGGCGGCGAGUGGGGGAGCGAACAGCAACUAUGCGUUCCUCACGUUCUUGCAUGGCCCACGAUCGUGCAUUGGAUCGAGCUUCGCAAAGGCAGAGUUCGCAUGUCUGCUAGCGGCGUGGAUUGGGCGGUUCGAGUUCACGCUGGCGAACCCGGAGGAGAUGGACGAGAAGAAUGUGGAAAUUCGGGGCGGUAUAACGGCCCGGCCCGCUAAGGGGAUGCACGUCAAGGUGAAGGUCGUGAGCGGCCACUGA